AUGUCAAUCAAGUCGCUCUCAAAGGGCUCCUCGCUGGAUGACACUUGUGUCGGCAUCUCCCGGGUGGCUACCCCGACCAACCUCGAGAAAGACCUGUCAUUAUGGGAGACGAUGAAGAUCUACAAGAAGGCGACAUUCUGGAGCUUUGUCAUGUGCUGCACCAUCAUCAUGGACGGCUACGAUGGAAACAUGGUGCCGUCUUUCUACGCGCUUCCCGUGUUCCAGAAAAAGUUCGGCAUCCAGCUCCCCAACGGAGACUGGACAGUGGAAGCCAAGUGGCAGACGGCGUUUCUGGUGGGAGUCCCCAUUGGCAGAAUCACAGGUGCCGUGGGAGUCGGUCUGCUGGCAGACAGAUUCGGCAGAAAGAAGGUGACUAUCACGUCUCUGGCAUUCAUGGUGGGAGUGACCUUUGUUGUGUUUUUUGCCACCGGCAAGGAAAUGCUGUGUGCCGGCUGGAUCAUCAGUGGAAUUAUCUGGGGCGUUUUCAACACCAUGGCCCCGACCUACGUCUCGGAAGUGUGCCCCAUCAAAAUGCGGAGUCUUUUGGCAGCCGCUAUCAACCUGUCCUGGGUCGCCGGACAGUUCAUUUCCACCGGAGUCGUCACAGGUACGUCCACCAGAACCGACGACUGGGCAUAUCGAGUACCGCUAGCAGUGCAAUGGGUGUUUCCGGCAAUUCUGAUUCCCACAUUGUGCUUUGCCCCAGAGUCUCCGUGGUGGCUCUUGCGACGGGGAGAGAUUGACAAGGCAAGAAACGCACUGGCUAGACUGGCAGACGAGACCAAAAUUGACCUCGACGCGCAUCUCGAACACAUGAUCCAGACCGACAAGGAGGAAGACAAGUCAGGAACGAUAGCCGAGUGCUUCAAGGGUCCAGAUCUCCAUCGUACCGAAAUCUGCUCCAUGGUGUACUCCAUCCAGCCGCUGUCAGGAGCCAACAUUAUUAACUUCUUCGCCUUCUUCUUCCAACUGACAGGAGUGCCCCAAGACAUUAUCUUCAAACUCACCCUGGGACUUACAGGUUUGGGGUUUUUGGCUACUCUGCUGUCGUCUGUUCCCAUCGCUCGAGUGGGAAGACGCAAAAUCAUGCUCACGGGACUGUUUGUUCUGACGGUGGCUCUUUUUGCCAUGGGUAUUCUGGGCUGUUUUACAUCCCGGGGAACCAACUGGGCUACCGCAAUCUUGCUAUUUGUGUGGGUCGGCACGUACGACCUGUCCAUUGGUCCUGGAGCUUUUGUGAUUUACUCAGAGUCGUCGUCUGUGCGUCUGAGAUCCAAAACCAUCGCCAUUGCCUCCGUCAUUUCCUCGACAGUGACUCUUGUUUUCAACGUGGCUGUUCCAUACAUGUUGAACGAGGCUGAGGCCAACAUGCGAGGACUUGUGGGGUUUGUGUAUGGUCCGCUGUGUAUACUGUCUCUGAUCUGGGUCUAUUUUCGUCUUCCGGAGCUCAAGGGGCUCAGUUAUAUGGAGAUUGAUCGGUUGUUUGAGGGCAAGAAGGUUGCUAAAGAUGGUGUCUAG
Molecule: messenger RNA, 1518 nt
Organism: Yarrowia lipolytica CLIB122
Lineage: Eukaryota; Fungi; Ascomycota; Dipodascomycetes; Dipodascales
Biological process (GO): carbohydrate transport; transmembrane transport
Cellular component (GO): membrane
Molecular function (GO): carbohydrate:proton symporter activity
Source: RefSeq, a predicted model, not a curated record